GUGUGCGACGGCGGUGCGCAGAUCCACGUGCGGGGGCUACAGCGGCGAGGCGGCGAGUGACCGGAGCCUGGUGGUGAGUGUGAGCGGGCUGUCCGGGAGCUACUGCUCGCUCGUGUUUGUGCACAACCUGCCGGCACACACGAACGUGACGGUCCGUGACUCGACGAUUGUGACGGCGGGGCCGAUGCGCUACUCGCAGCUGAGCGGGCUGACGGACGCGGUGGCGUCGCCGCUUGUGCUGCACGCGAUGUCGCUGUUGCAGACGCAGCUGCGUGUGAGCAACACUGUGCUGAGGUCGUUGCAGGCGGGCGGGACGGCGGUGCACGUUGGCGGCGGCGUGGACCUGCUGUCGAGCGCGGUGGUGCUUGACGGCGUGUCGCUGGAGGCGUUGGGCGGUUCGACCGCGUCCGCGAUGCAUGUGGCGUCCUCGUCGCGUCUCAGUCUGCGGAGCCACUCGGUGUUCUCCGUGACGAACGUGUCGGUUGUGAGCAGCGGCGGCGGCCUUGUGCUUGGCGAGCACCUUGCGGUGGUUGACUCGGUGCUGCGCUUCGUGGGCGUCGAGGGGUCUGUUGCGUCGUCACUGGUGUGCUGCGACGGUGGGACGGUCGGUACCGGCGGGUGGCUGGACCUGCACGACGUGUGGGCGGUGGGCGAGGCGUCGUCUGUGGCAUCGCUGUCGGGUGUGACGCUUAACGGCGGCGCGGUGUCGAUUGCGCGCUGCGCUGCCACUGGCGCGACGCUUGUCUCCGGGCUGGCGAUAACGAGCGGCGUCGUGUCGGUGCAGUGCAACCGUGCCGGCGGCCGGGUGCUGCAGAGCAGCGGCGACUACCGCUUGGCCGGCCUGCCCUCCGUGAGCGUGGUGCCGUGCGACGACUGUGCGGCUGCGCUGGCGUGCUUCGAUGCGCUGACGGCGUCGUUCUCUGACUGCGUGUGCAGCUGCCGUGCCGGCGGCGUGGGCGAGGCGUGCCUGCCGUUCGACGUGCCGCCUGCGAGGGCCGGCGGCGGUGGCGAUGGCGCGGAGGGCUGCGUGAGUGGCGUGACACUGACGGAGUCGGUGACGGUUGGCGGUGGGCGUGCGACGGCGUGCUUCGACUCGGUGGUGUUCAGCGGGCCGAUCACUGUGGCGGUGGACUUGCGCUUGAUGGACGCGUUCGCUCUCGUGCUGAACGUGACGCUGCGCCACUGCGUGCUUGUGGGCGGCGCACAGCUGCGGAUUGGCGGUCUCAGCGAGAUCACGGCGCGCCUGAUGCCGCACGCUUUCGUCAACAUGACGAAUGUGACGUCGCUGGAGGGCACGAUUGUGCUGAAUGGCGCGAUGCCGCUGCACUCGCGUGUGCUGCUGGCGAACUCAACGCUGCGCGCGACGGUUGGCGGGUCGCAUUACGUGCCGGCGACUCCUGGCCACGCGGGAUCCCGGUACGGCCCCGCGCUUGUCCUGGACGGCGUCCGUCUGCUGUCGACGCGGUUUGUCAUGACGCGGUCGACGCUGGUGUGUGGCGGGGGCUCGUGCGCUACGAUCCUCGUGGAGCGCGGUCUCGACGUGAACCUGUCCAGCGUCUUCUACAUGGACAACUGCGCCGUCAAUUCGCAGAUGCACGUGAUGUACGCUCUUGCAUCGGACCUGCGCGUUGCCGACGGCUCCGUGUUCUCCAUACAGAACAGCUCGUGGAGUGCGCCGAGCAUUAACAUCUACGAAGGUGCGUGUGUGUUUGGGGACGUUGCGGUGGCUGGCGGCAGCGUGCUGCAGGUUGUGUCCAGCACUUUCCGUCUCGGUUUUGCCAUGCUUAUCACAAACGUGCUGACCGUGACUGGUGGCAGUUGGCUGUUGCACCGCGACAACGAGUUCCGCACCGCCUACGUUGUGUACGUUGUCCACGAGAACGGCGUGGCGUUCCGCGAUCGGAGUGUGUGGUCGAUACUGUACAACAACUUCACGUACGGCUUUUACUCGUCGACCAUUGCAAGUAUGACAAGCAGCUGGUCACUGCCAUCCGACUCGCGCCCGACCAUCUACGGCGUGUGCAACGAGGCAAGGGGCUCACCUGUGACGGAUUACCAAGAAGACCUCAAUAUUGGGACGCCCGUGACGGUGUUGGACUGUGGCGCUUGCACCAUGGACGCCGUGUGCUUCGCUACGAGGACGAGCAGCAUCAGCGGCUGUGAGUGCGUGUGCGCUGCUGGCGGAUACGGUGACACGUGCCUGCCAGCAGCGGUUCCGGACGGCCUUGGACCGCUCCCGCUCCCCGAUGCGAGGGACACGGAGGUCCGCUGCGUGCACGGUGGCAGCAUCAGCUCCGUGGACGAUCCUGAUCCCGGUGUGCGUGGUCUGUGCUUUGUCAACGUGACCUUCACCGCCGCGAUUGUGCUGGACCUGUGGAGCUUUGACGCACCACAACAGACACUCAACAUCACGCUGCUGCAGUGCGUCCUCAUGGGCCUGUCGAUCAGGGGGAGUGGUGCACGCGUGCACGUGAACAUCGCAUCCUCGAUGUUGGAUUCUGGAGCGUUGGAGUUUGAGGGUGGUUUUGGCGCGAGCUCCCAGAUACUGGUGGUGGGCAAUAAGAUUGUGUCGACGUCGAGCCACGCCAUUGCAUUUUUGGAUUUUUACUUCAGUGCGAAUUUUACGCUGCUGCUGCUUGACAAUUUCAUCGAAGGAAGUAGUUACGCAGUUUAUUUUUCCGAAGCUGCUGUUCUUGAUGGUGGCGGGAUUAUUGUGAAGGGAAAUACGCUGAGGGCAACGGAGGGGGGUAGCGGUUCGGAAUCAUCUGUUUGCGUUUACGCUGUUGUGAAGAACGGCGGCUACUUUGACGUGGAGAACAACACGAUGAGCGCGGUCCAUGGCGUUUAUCUUUACGGGGAUACCACCGUGAGCUCCGCGGGGCUGCUGAGAGUGGCGGACUGCAUCUUCGUUGAAAGCACGGAGGUUUUUGAUUCCACGCUGGUGUAUUUUUACGGCUCUGUGACACUCGAGGGAGGUGCGCAGUGGCGUGUGGAGGGCAACAGCGUGAGCGCGUUUUCAAUACUGCGUAUAGCAAAUUCUCAGCACAACAUUGAGCUUUUAGACAGCGGCACUAUCGUGGCGCUUGCGUACAACCGUCAGUUGGAAGAUACUUAUCCCUUUGUUGAUCUGGUUCCGUCAAACACGAUCGUGGGGUCACCCGCGCGGUUUGUGGUUGGGUGCAACCUGCAGGGCGGUGAGGAGGUGUCGUACGACGACGUGUUUCCGGAGGACGUGGUGGUGUUCAGGUGUGGCACAUGCAACGACGACGCGGCGUGCUACAUGCCCGGGACGGAGUCGGUGGACCGCGGCUCGUGCUCGUGCAGCUGCAAGGACGGAUGGCAUGGCGCGUCGUGUCUUCCCUUCGAGGUGCCUGACACGGUUGUGCCGCCCGUGGCGGAGAGAGCCGUCGACGGCGACACGAGCUGCGUGGUGAACCAGACGCUGACGAACCUCACGCUGAACAUGUGGAAGACGCACCACUGCUACGUGGGUGUGACAUUCAGCGGCGUGGGUGCUGUGCUGACCUUUUUCUUUGACAGUAUGCCGCUGCAUCUCCCCAUUAACAUCACGCUCACUGGGUGCACAUUCCUUGAGGGUGCUUUGCUGCGGUUUGUUGGGGGUGCUGGUGCGGCCGAGUCAUCCGGCGUCCUGAUCCGCGUGAGCCAGACGGUGAUGCGGUCCUCAGUUGUUGCUUUUGCACUUGCCCUCCCGCUGCACUGCGACAUUGCCGUCACGGAGGUUGACGCCGUGCAGUCCUCUGAGUUCUACUUAUCGGACACUGUGAGCAGCGCGUUGAGCGUCGUGCUUCUGCAGAACGUUGUGUUGACUGCUUCUUCGCUGUUGGUCAGCAACGUCAGGGCGCAUGCAACGAAGCACGGUGCGCUUGGUUUGUACUCGAUCGGGGCGCUGACGCUGGUGGGUGGCAGCUCGCUGUACGCGCGGUACUGCAACCUUGGUGGAUACAAACACAUUCUGCACUUGAAUACCCUCAGUGUUCGUGAUCACUCCGUUUUUGCGCUGCUCAACAAUACGAUGGCCUCCGGGACAAGCUUUCUGUUCCAGUACUCCCGAUUCAGCGUGUCGGAUCACAGCGUGUUGCGCGUGGUGGGCAACAGCGUCUUUUCAUCUUAUGUCAUUUACGUCAACAAAUUGUGGGCCGUUGAGCGGUCAAGCUGGCUGGAUUGGCGCGACAACGACGUGGGAUUGGGUGCGAUGUUCUAUGACGCUGGGUCCGCUUUUGUGAGCAUUGACGGCAGCAGUGUGGUGACGCUGACGGGCUGCAAGAUGGGCUCGACGGGGCUGUCGGAGCCUCUGCUAUCGCAGGCUGACGCCGGCUACCGGUUUCUUGCUGGGUGUCUGACGGUCGCGGGACGUGUGGUGACGACGGCGGCAGAACUGGAGCUCCACGGCAUCACCAACGCGACGACGGCUGCAGCGUGCGGGGAGCGCACAAAGGACGGCGACUGCUUUGCACCGCUGACGACGGAGGUCAUUGACUGCGAGUGCCAGUGCGCUGCUGGAGGGCACGGCGAUGUGUGCGUCCCGGCGCCUGUGCCUGCUGGCCCGCCGCCACCGCCGUCGCCACCACCGCCACCGUCGUCACCGCCGUCGCCACCACCGCCGGUUGGUGAGUGCAUCAGCGACAUGGUGUACCCCGAGGUGACGCAGACUGUGGGCAGCGGGCUGUCGUGGCUAUGCUACCGCAACGUGACGUUCAGUGGGGGCCGCAUGAGCCUGACGGUGCUGGUCGGGGCGAUGACGGGCGACGUGGCGAAUGUCACGUUCGAUGAAUGCACGUGGAGGGACGGCGCCGUGCUGGUGCUGUUGGGCAACGCGUACGCCGCUGUUAGGUCUCUGAACAUCAUCGUCACCGGCAACACGUUUUUUGACGCGCUGCUCAGCCCGGAGGGUGGGUUUCCACCUCACACGAGCAUCACGAUCAGCGGGAACCGCUUCACGGUCACGAGGCUGAUUUUUCGUUCGGGUUUGGCCAUUGACAGACCGUCGUGUGUUGCGAUGAAUGAGCUGGCGAUCACCAACGACUCCGCGGUGGUGCUCAGUGGCAAUGUGUUUCUGACCGUGUCGGCGUCGUCAAUCGCCAUUCACGUUUCCAGAUCUGCGGUGAGGGUGUCGUGGCACUCCGUGUUUGCUGUGAUGGGCAACACGUUUCAUAUGGCCGGCGGUGACAGCACGCUGAUAUAUCUUGAAGGGUCUAGGCAGUCUUCGUCGCUGAAGGUGCUGAACAACUCUGCCGUGGUGAUCCGAGGCAACGUUGUGACGAUGCCGGUGAAGUACGUCAUCUUAUUUCUUUGGGAGUUACGUGCGGAGUCUCUGUCAGCGCUUGUGUUUCAGGGCAACGACAUGCAGGGAAGCUCGGUUGUGUUUUUUUCAGGUUACUCCUCCAACAUUUACUACAACUCCUGGCUGCAGCUGAGCGACAACCUUUGCCGCGUGUCCCCAGUGGUUGCUUUUGCUCUUUCUAGCCCCACGGUGAAUCUCCGUGACUCCACGGUGUCUGUGUCCGGCAACCAAUUCAUUUCCGGCACGUUCACGCCGACAGCGCUAUGGAUACCCACGGGGCCCCGCGAUCUCACAAACGGAGCUAUUGUGGCCGCGUGCAACACUGUGAACGGCGAGGAAGCGAAUAC
Messenger RNA from Trypanosoma cruzi, 5649 nucleotides. Its product is annotated as dispersed gene family protein 1 (DGF-1), putative. The transcript has a single exon. The record is from RefSeq and is a predicted model, not a curated record. NCBI's taxonomy places the organism in Eukaryota, Euglenozoa, Kinetoplastea, Trypanosomatida, Trypanosomatidae. The annotation marks the transcript as partial.